GGAUCUUUCCAGAAACAAGAUCAGUGGUUUAGAUGUUCAGAUAUUCGAAAGCCUGACUUCUUUGGCAAAACUAGAUAUAAGCCACAACAAGAUUUCUACAUUAGAAGAUGGAAUAUUUGAUAAUUUAUUUAAUUUAAGUGAAAUAAACUUAAGUUGGAAUCCGUUUGUUUGUGACUGCAAACUUGCCUGGUUGCCCCGUUGGGUGGAAGACAGAAAAGUGACAGUUAUUCAGGCGUCGGAUACGAGAUGUGCCCACCCUCCCGAGGUGGCAAACCUUUCCCUCUUCGACGUCCCGUUCGUCAACGCCACUUGUGGAGCUCAAUACAUAACGUGUCUGACAAGCAACUACACGGAAGGGGCUGAACUUGUCAUCCUCUUCACAUCUGUUCACCCCGGGAACCUCACCGAGGAGACCUGCAGUGCCCUCUGUUAUGCUGAAGACCAGGAAUAUGGAGGUUUCAGCACCCAGGGGCAGUGUUUGUGUGGUGCUGCCCAUGAAACAAACUCUUCCUCCAGUUGUUUGCCAUUUUGCACUGAGCAUUCGUCCAGGCAGGCCUGUGGUGGCCCAUCACUUGUCCCCUCUCCCUUCCAGGCACAGGUCUCUGUGUCUUUCACAGGACUCCAGCCCCGGUACAGCCUACACCAGACUGUGCUCUUCAACGUCAGUAUUCCCAUUGCUGUCAGCACUUUACUGUGGGAAUUUGGGGACCAGACAGAGGUUCUCAACACCACUGGAAAUGCAGCUGUCCACACCUAUGCCUUACCUGGGCAGUACAAUGUCACUGCCACCAUCUUUGUGGGCGCCAAGGUCUUGUACGCACAGGCAGAAAUUGAGGUGGUGGCUUCACCCCAACAGUUAGAACUGCAAUGUCCUUCCCUGGUCAAGACAAACGAGAGUCUGGACAUACGGAUCCGCAACAGAGGUGGCACUGGCCUCCUGGUGUCGUAUGGUAUCACUGCAGAGGCUGGAGAGCUGGCCAGAGCAGUUCACCCCAUGUGUCCCUCUGAUGGCUUGGUCUUCCCGGGCAAUAACCACUGCUACCAGCUGGUGGUGGAGAAGGCUGAGUGGCUGGAGGCCCAGCAGCACUGCCAGGAGCACGGCAACGGCGAGCUGGCUUUUGUGAGCAGCCCCGAGAUCCAGAGCUUCUUGGUUGCUCAUGUCAUCAGGAGCCUUGAUGUCUGGAUUGGAUUCAAUGAUUUUGCAAGUACUGGAGCGCAGCAAAGAGGUGAAGGAUUUAAUCUGGAGAGCUGUCAGAACUGGCUGCCAGGUGAACCCCAUCCAUCAAACGCUGACCACUGUGUCCGGAUGGGCCCCACGGGCCAGUGUAACACCGACCUGUGCAUGGCCAAGCACAGCUACGUCUGCGAGUACAAGCCAAAAGGAGUUCUCUUAAAUGCUGAAAACUUCUUUGUGGGAGACCCUGUGUUCGACACACAUGAGGCUGUGAAAACUGUGACAGAAGAUGUGCUGUCAGCUCCGUGGCCAGCUGUGGAGGUGCUGGUGUUCCCUGAGCUGGCGUUCAGGCACGAGGGAUAUUUGACUGCCCUGGAGUUUGUGACACAGGAACUGCAUCAGCCCGUCCAAGUGAGGUUCCAGGUGCAUAGACCGAUAGAUGGAGAAGACUACCAGGAGGGGAAAAAUGCUACAGAACCAUUCCACACUGCUCAGGAUGACGGGAACUGGACUCUGCUUGAUUGUCCUCCUGGUUUCCAGUGGUGUCAUUUGACUAAUUUGUGCUCAUCACUAAAUGACUGCUGCAACGCCACCGAGUGUGCCAACAGUUCUCUUGCCAGCAGCCCUCCCCCCGUUUCCCCUCAGCACAAUGACAGCCAGCUCAGCUAUGAACUCAUCGAGGAAUUUCUCUUUACAAUACCAGCUGGCCCUUCUUCCCAGUAUCUGGUCACGUUCAGAAAAGAAAGUAUUUUUGUCAGAGCUGAGGAUAUCUUCAGUAUCCAGCACAAUGCAGACCUGGGCUUACCCCUGCAGUGCCAGCCAAGUACCUCGUCCCCUUACAGAACCAACGUCUUAAGCACAAACUCUUCAGAGUGGGCACUUGGCCUGUCCAACGGCUCCAUCGAUGCCACCUGGAUGAACAACACUGUGUGCUCUCUCCGAGUUCACUACGCUGAGGAACAGCUGGUCCCGGUGAUCAGCCCCCACAACGCCGGGCUGGAGCAUCCAGGUCUCUACACGGUCAGAGCCAACGUGGACAAUGGGAUCUUCAGCACCAACCUGUCGUGCAGUUUCUGGGUGACUUCCUGGGUGUCAGGCUUGCGUGUCAUCCACCCCGCUCCUCAAGGCAGCAGGGUCUACCUGCCGUCCAACCACACUACCCUGGUUGUCAAACUCUCCUCAGGGGUGAACGCGACAGCUCGCUGGCUGGGGGACAACCACACCUUCCCCUUCGAGGGGUCCUGCCCAGCGGCUCUGGAACGACUGAUAGCUGACUGUGCCAGGGAGACCAACGACACCUGGUUUGCUGUGGUCAACCUGAGCGGCCUCAGGGAGGGGGUGAGCACCCACGUCCUUGUUGCGGAGAACUCCGUGAGCUCCCAGAACAUCACCAUCACAGUGAAGGUGGAGGAGCCCAUCCGCGGGCUGCGGGCCACCCCUGACCCCGAGAGCAGAGUCCUGCUAAAUACACGAGUGAGCUACGUCCCUGUGAUGGAAGCUGGGUCAGAUGUGACUUUCCGAUGGACAGUAGAUGAUAAGCCAUCUUUCACUUUUUACAAUGUUGUCUUCAACGUUAUCUACCAAAGCCCAGCUGUGUACAAGCUCUCGCUCACCGCCUCCAACCACGUCAGUAACUUUACGGUCAAUUACAAUGUCACGGUGGAGACGAUGAAUAAGAUGAAGAACCUGACGGUGUUUGGUGUCCUGCCCGUCCUCCCUCAGAACAGCACCGUGGAGCUUACAGCACGAGUUCGGGUUGAUUCAGCUGUGGAUGCCAUGUUCCUGUGGGAUUUUGGAGAUGGUGGCCAGGAGACAUACCUGUUCAAACCUCCCUACAACAAGUCUUUCCUUGUUCCUGAUCCCAGUGUCCAUGAGGUUGUGAUCGAGCACAAUGUUUCACACGUCUAUCAAGACCCAGGAGAAUAUGCCCUGGUGGUUGUCGUGUCAAACCAGUUUGAGAACCUCACCCACUUGACCCCAGUUCACAUCCACAGUUAUCUGAUUGAUGUGAAGUUGGAAGUAGAGGAGGAUGUUUUAGUUGUGAGCCGUCCAGUCACCUUCAGAGCCAAUCCAUUGCCGUCUCCCUAUGGCGUUGUGUACACCUGGGACUUUGGGGACGGGUCCUCACUGUUCACAGAGAGCCAGUCUACAGUGACCUACAGCUACUCCAGAAGAGGCGUGUACAACGUCACCGUGACGGCGAACAAUACCGUAAGCAGUGUGGAGACAGUUGAGUGCUACCAAGUGUUUGAAGAGAUAACUGGGCUCCGUGUUUCCGCAGAUGAGGCAGCAGAGCUGGGAGCAUCUGUGACCCUCAAUGCUUCGGUGCAGACAGGGGACAGUAUCACCUGGAUAUUCGAUAUGGGGGACGGGACGGUGCUGAGGAGUCCGGUGCCGGUGGUAGAACACGUGUACAUAAAGGACAUCAACUGCACCGUGAACGUGACAGCUGUGAAUCCUGUGAACUCUGUCUCCCAGACUGUGCCUGUUCGGAUAUUUGUCCUGGAAGUACUCAAGAUAGAACCUGCUUCUUGCAUCCUUGAGCACCCGGAUGUGCAGCUGACUGCGUACGUGACGGGGAAUCCUGAUGAAUACAUCUUUGAUUGGACUUUUGGAGAUGGCUCAUCCAAUGUCACAAUAAGUGGGGACCCUGUGGUGAUGCACAACUUCACCCGCAGUGGGACAUUCCCCCUCUCCCUGACUCUCUCAAGCAGGUUUAACAAGGCUCACUAUUUCACCAGUGUCUGUGUGGAGCCAGAGAUAGUCAAUGUCACCCUUCUCCCUUCCAAGCACUUUGUGAGGCUGGGUGAAGAGGUCAGCUUCCAGGUCAGUGCCGUGCCGCUCUACCAGUACCGCUACCGCUGGGAUUUUGGGAACAACGAGUCCACGAGAUCGAGUGGGACUGAAGUGACCUACACCUACAAGAACACAGGGGUCUUCCUGGUCACGGUGACCGUCUCCAACAAUGUCUCUUUCAACAAUGACACGGCGUUUGUGGAAGUCCAGGAACCAGUUGGGGUAGCAAAGAUUGAAUAUAACGGGACAAGUGUUUUGGAGUUGAACCAGAUCUACCUGUUCUCUGCCAGCAUGAAUGGAACCAAAGUGAGUUACUGUUGGGACUUUGGAGAUGGCACUACCCAGCCUGGGCAAGUCGCUACCCACUCCUACAACACCACGGGUCAUUACACCAUUAGUGUGACGGGCCGGAACGAUGUGAGCUUUAACGAGACCGUCAUCGACGUCGCAGUGAAACGUCGGCUCCACGGGCUCACCAUCAAUGCCAGCAGGACAGUGGUGCCAUUAAAUGGGUCAGUGAGUUUUGUAGCCACCCUUCUAGCUGGCAGUGCCAUCCGCUACUCGUGGAUCCUCUGUGACCGCUGCACUCCUAUCCAAGGCUCCUCCACCAUUUCCUACACUUUCCGGUCUGUGGGCACUUUCAAUGUCAUUGUGACAGCAGAGAACAAGAUCAGCUCGUUGCAGGACAGCAUCUACAUCUAUGUCCUGGAGCAGAUUGAAGGCCUGCAGGUGGCUAGCAGUGACCUGGUGGAAGACAUCUAUUUCCCAACUAACAAAACCCUCCAUUUGCAAGCAGUGGUGAGAGAGGGAACAAACAUCUCUUACAGCUGGGUCAUCCAAAGGGAUGGCAAUGCUGUGCAGACCUCCACUGGGAAAACCUUCUCCUUGAGCGUCCUAGAAGCUGGAAACUACACUGUCUAUCUGAAAGCCACUAAUAUGCUGGGAUGUGCAACUGCCAACAGGACGCUGGAGUUCAUUGAAAGCGUUGGUCUUUUAAAGCCCUAUGCCUUCCCCAACCCAGCUGCUGUUAAUGCCUCUGUUAACAUCAGUGCCACCAUAACCAGUGGCACUGGCAUCACCUACGUUUGGUACCUGGAGGAUGGCUUCUCUCCUGUUACCUCUGAACCCUUUAUUAUCCACUCCUUCCAAAGCCCUGGAGUGAUAGAGGUCAUCGUUGGAGCAGAGAACAAGCUGGAUUCAACCAACGCAACGAUUUCUAUCUACGUAGAGGAGGUCAUAGAGGGGCUGAGUAUAGGGACUGCAGAGCUGGACUGUAGGUACGUCUCAUCAGGCUCCACGGUGGUCUUUGAGGGGGAGCUGCAGAAAGGGACUGAAGUGACGUGGGUUUGGGAGGUGCCAAAUGUCACGUUGACUGGCCAGUCCGUGGCAGUCACGUUCCCCACUGCAGGGUUUUAUACGGUCUAUCUGAAUGCAUCAAAUGACAUCAGCUGGGCUCUGGCCAGCAGGAACAUCUCAGUGCUGGACAGGAUUCAAGGGCUGGAAGUUCUUGCCAGCAAGAAGGUGGUGGAACCAGGAGAACAGGUCACCUUUGUGAUCAGGAUGUUGUCAGGUACCUCUGUGAGUUACUUGGUGAGCAUAAGUGGGGACUACUCUGUGGUGCUCAACGGGUCCAAGUACACACAUGAGUUCACCAAGAGCGGUGACUAUUUGGUGACCGUGACAGUGCAGAACCAAAUCAGCAUCGCACAUGCCCAGGUGCUCAUCUCUGUCCUGGAGGCCAUUCGUGAUGUCAGGCUCCUGAACUGCUGUGAGAAGGGCAUACCCACGGGCAUGGAGAAGACCUUCAGUGCCCAGGUGGGAAGUGGCUCCCGCGUGUCAUUCUCCUGGCAGUUCUCCCUGUUGAAAGAGCAAGGUCGAUCCGUGGUCACUGCGGCAGGAGACAGUGUUUCCUACACUCCAGAAGCUGCAGGGCUGCUCGAGAUUCACCUCAAUGCCUUCAAUGACUUGGGAGGUAUCAAUAUCACCAGAACCAUCCAGGUCCAAGACCCAAUCGUCCAAGUCUCCCUCACUGCCUCCAAUGCCUUUGUCAACAGGACAGCCCUGUUUGAAGCAGCAGUGGUGCCCAGCAGCAGGAGUGUUGAGUUCCUGUGGACCUUUGGGGAUGGCUCUUCCACUCAGUUCACCAGGGUUGCAGUGGCCAACUAUUCUUACCUGAGCCCUGGGGAUUACCUGGUGGAGGUGAAUGCCACCAAUCUCAUCAGCUUCUUCAUAGCCCACCUCACUGUCACUGUCAAAGUCCUGGAGUGCGAGGAGCCAGAGGUGGAGUUAGCUUUGCCUCCUCAAGUAGUCAUGAAGCGGUCCCAGAGGAACUACCUAGAGGCACAGAUUGACCUCCGAGGAUGCAUCAAGUACCAGACAGAGCACCUCUGGGAGAUCUACCGAGCACCUAGCUGCAUGAACUUGGAUGACUCCAGCAGGAUCCGUCUGCCAAACGUUGAUGUGAACAGGCCCCAGUUAGUUAUACCAAAGCUUGCCCUGGAAGUUGGGAACUAUUGCUUCAUCUUUAUUGUCUCCUUUGGAGACACCCCACUGUCCAAAAGCAUCUUUGCCAAUGUUACUGUGAUACCAAGUAAGCUGGUCCCAAUCAUUGAUGGGGGGUCAUACCGUGUAUGGUCCAACACUCAGGACUUGAUCUUGGAUGGGGAGAAAUCCUAUGACCCGAACUUGGAUGAUGGUGACCAGACUCCGUUGUUGUACGAUUGGUCUUGUACGUUCUCCUCCAAGCAGAGCUCGGCUGCAGGGUGCUCUCUGAAUUUCAGUGCCAAGGAAGGAAUUGUCACAAUUUCCAAAGCUGUAUUAGAAGCAGAUGUGGAAUAUACGUUCGACCUCACCAUCAGGAAGGAGGGUAUGAGUCCCGAGGCAACGAAUCAAACCGUGUUCAUCAAGAGAGGAGGAGUCCCUAUCGUGUCCCUGGAGUGCGUUUCCUGCAAGGCUCAGUCUGUCUAUGAAGUGAGCAAGAGCUCCUACGUCUACCUGGAGGGGACCUGCCAGAACUGUCACAAUGACUCCAAGCUUGGGAGAUGGGCAGCACACAGCUUUAAAAACAAGUCUCUCAUCCUGGACAAAAAAACCACCUCCACUGGCGACACAGGAAUGAACUUGGUCCUGAGGCAAGGGGCACUGAAGGAUGGGGAGGGAUACACCUUCACCCUCCACAUCACAGACCUCACAACAGGGGAGGAGGGAUUCGCCUCCAUCGAUCUGCUCCCAAACCAGCCGCCCGUGGGAGGAUCCUGCCGGCUGUCUCCCAAAGGACCCCUCAGGGCACUGAUGGCAAAGGUCCACUUUGAGUGUGCAGGCUGGCGAGACACGGAGGACGCGGAGGGGCCGCUGGUCUACAUCCUCCUGGCCUCUCGCCGCAGGGCUGGGCACUACCACGAGUUCUGCGUGUACAAGGGCAGCCGAGCCGAGCACAGCGCCUUCCUGCCGCCCGGCUUCCGCGAGAGCGGCUUCACGGUGUCCGUGUCCGUCCUUGUUCAGGACCAGCUGGGAGCGACCGUGGUGCCUCUUUCUUUUUCCAUGGAGAUCAGCUUACCCGAGGGCUUCCCCAGCCUCUCCCACUGGCUCUACAAUCAAACUGACACUGUGCUCCAGGGUUUGGUGAAACAAGGGGACCCUCAGCAGGUCAUCGAGUACUCUCUGGCCCUCAUCACCAUCUUGAAUGAGUACGAGCGGUCCAUGCUUCUGGAACCUGAGGCUGGGAAUGAAUUUGAACUCCGGACCUGGACUCGUAACAAUAUCACAGAAACCCUGAACUCGCUGAAGGUGAACACAGUUGAUGACAUCCAGCAGAUCUCAGCUGCCUUGGCGCAGUGCACG
Antrostomus carolinensis (chuck-will's-widow) is the source of this 7810-nucleotide messenger RNA. RefSeq names its product polycystin 1, transient receptor potential channel interacting (gene PKD1). The transcript has 20 exons. The annotation marks the transcript as partial. The record is from RefSeq and is a predicted model, not a curated record. Gene Ontology annotation, biological process: calcium ion transport. Gene Ontology annotation, cellular component: plasma membrane. Lineage: Eukaryota; Metazoa; Chordata; Aves; Caprimulgiformes; Caprimulgidae. Gene Ontology annotation, molecular function: protein binding; monoatomic cation channel activity.